GUGUCUCCUAACCUCCCGACAGCCCGGCCAGGGAGGGCGGAGCCCCGUUUUAUGGAGGAAACUGAGGCAUAGAAUGUGUAUCAAUCAGCCUGAUAGCCCAGCCCCAAAGGAUAUAGGGGCUGCCCUGCGUCCCCUGGGGAGCAGUUCUCACCACGGACGAGGAAAACUUCCUGAAAGAUGAUUGCCAAUCUCGGCUUGUGGCCUAGUUCAGUGCAGGCAAGUGAGUUUGACUCAUCAGAUGAAGAGCCCAUUGAAGAUGAACAGACUCCAAUUCCGAUAUCAUGGCUGCCCCUGUCACGAGUGAGUUGUUCUCAGUUUCUUGGAUUAUGUGGUCUGCCAGGUUGUAAAUUCAAAAAUGUGAGAAGAAAUAUCCAAAAAGAUACAGAAGAACUAAAGAGCUAUGGUAUACAAGACAUAUUUGUUUUCUGCACCAGAGGGGAACUGUCAAAAUAUAGAGUCCCAAAUCUUUUGGACCUCUACCAACAGUGUGGAAUUAUUGCUCAUCACCAUCCAAUCCCAGAUGGAGGAACUCCUGACAUAGCCAGCUGCUGUGAAAUAAUGGAGGAGCUUGCAAUCUGCCUAAAAAAUAACCGAAAAACCUUAAUACACUGUUACGGAGGACUUGGGAGAUCUUGUCUUGUAGGCGCUUGUCUCCUACUAUACCUGUCUGACACAGUAUCACCACAGCAAGCCAUAGACAGCCUGAGAGACCUAAGAGGAUCCGGAGCAAUACAGACCAUAAAGCAAUAUAAUUAUCUUCAUGAAUUCCGGGACAAACUCGCUGCAUAUCUACCAUCAAGAGAUUCACUAUCAAGAUCUGUAUCUAGAUAAAAAGGAAUUUCACCUAGCACAUAUGUGACCAUGUCUGAAACUUGAGUUCUCUAACAUAAUUUGUUUUGAAAUGAAACUACUUGUGUUAUAACUUAGGUGUAAAUGUAUAUGUGCAGAUAUUCCUAAAGCUUUGACAAAUUUUA
Messenger RNA from Manis pentadactyla (Chinese pangolin), 974 nucleotides. It is a transcript of the gene CDKN3, whose product is annotated as cyclin dependent kinase inhibitor 3. The transcript has 8 exons. The record is from RefSeq and is a predicted model, not a curated record. Gene Ontology annotation, biological process: protein dephosphorylation. NCBI's taxonomy places the organism in Eukaryota, Metazoa, Chordata, Mammalia, Pholidota, Manidae. Gene Ontology annotation, molecular function: protein tyrosine phosphatase activity. Gene Ontology annotation, cellular component: nucleus. The coding region runs from base 178 to 831 and encodes 217 amino acids.